AUGGAUGAUAUUUAUUUACGUCCAAUGAUGGAAGUACUUCAAAGUAAUCGAUUUCAAGUUUCCAUAAUCUUUGAUAUGUUGCCUGCCAUUACCCUCGGUUCAGAACCAAUUGUAACAAUACUUGUGAACAGAUAUGGAUGCCGAAGGAUAAUGAUAAUUGAUGCAUGUUUAGCUGCUUUUGGAUUUUUGGCAAGUUCGUUCUAUGCAAAUAUCUGGUUGUAUUACAUUGCUAUUGGUAUUGUUGGAGGUAAUGUACAAGUUUGUUUUUAUUUAUUGUUCGAUAUGGAUACAUAUACAACUAGCACGUCAUUGAAAAAGAUAAGAGAAUCGACAUUAGUUGCAUCUAGCAAACAACAACUAUCAUCCACUAACAAUGAAUGUCAUAUAUCACUUCUAGAUGUUAAGCAAAAUAUAUCAACAAAUCAAUUUGACGAAAAUAAUGAGCAUGAUGAAAUACUUUUUGAAUCUCUCGAAAAAGAAUCUCCAGUCUUACUAGCACAUAAGGAUACUAUUUAUCAAGGUGAUCUUCAUCAUAUACGUUUACUUUAUGAAAAGAUCGAUGAGUAUCAUCGACAAAUAAUUAUGACAAGUGAUAUGAAAACAGUUCAAUCAACUGCAUCAACUGGUGAAAAAACAAUAAUGACUUCGAAGAAAUCAUUUAUUCAUGAACUUAGCAAUGAAAUUGAUCUUAUGUUAUUUCAAGAUAAUGCAUAUAUUCUAUUUUCUAUUGAUGCAAAUAUUACUGAACAUCAUCAACAUUGGAUUAUUAUGUCGAUUGGUAUUGGUAAUUAUGUUGUUCACGUUAUACUCGGAUAUUCUUGGUGA
This is a messenger RNA of Rotaria sp. Silwood2, 825 nucleotides long. The record is from the annotation of a GenBank genome assembly. Lineage: Eukaryota; Metazoa; Rotifera; Eurotatoria; Philodinida; Philodinidae.